This is a messenger RNA of Leopardus geoffroyi (Geoffroy's cat), 1670 nucleotides long. RefSeq names its product activator of HSP90 ATPase activity 1 (gene AHSA1). Gene Ontology annotation, molecular function: protein-folding chaperone binding; ATPase activator activity. The coding region runs from base 436 to 1452 and encodes 338 amino acids. Gene Ontology annotation, cellular component: cytosol. Gene Ontology annotation, biological process: positive regulation of ATP-dependent activity; protein folding. The record is from RefSeq and is a predicted model, not a curated record. NCBI's taxonomy places the organism in Eukaryota, Metazoa, Chordata, Mammalia, Carnivora, Felidae. The transcript is spliced from 9 exons.
CUUUACUUUUAGCGCGACCUUCCGCGGUUAUCCAGCGGGUUACUAAACAAGACUACAAUUCCCAUGAGGCUCGGAAGUGCCAAUGCAGAGACUAGGGAAACAAUGAGACGUGUUCUUUGUGGCCUUAACGGUGAUACAUGGUCGUGUGAGCGGUUGCUUUUCCGGCCCAUUUAGGGAUAGCCCAACGGAGCUUGGAGGAACUCUAGAACACACAUAAACUAAAGUCCGAGGAGGUGGAACGGAAGUACCCGGUGGAAGCGAGGAGGAGCCGGAAGUUAAGGCGGGGAGGGGCGGGGGGUGGAGGGAAAAGCAAGCCAGGAGGUUCUGCGGCCGCUUCUAGUAGUUUCCAGGCGCUGCCGGGCGGCUGGGACCAGGCAGUCCUGAGGCUGUGGCUGUGGCUGCUCGGAAGCUGGUGGCGGCGCGACAGGAAAGCUGAUGGCCAAGUGGGGUGAGGGCGACCCACGCUGGAUCGUGGAGGAGCGGGCGGACGCCACCAACGUCAACAACUGGCACUGGACAGAGAGGGAUGCUUCAAACUGGUCCACGGAUAAGCUGAAAACGCUGUUCCUGGCAGUGCGGGUGCAAAAUGAGGAAGGCAAGUGUGAGGUGACAGAAGUGAAUAAGCUUGAUGGAGAGGCAUCCAUUAACAAUCGCAAAGGCAAACUUAUCUUCUUUUAUGAAUGGAGCGUCAAACUAAACUGGACAGGUACCUCUAAGUCUGGAGUACAGUACAAGGGACAUGUGGAGAUCCCCAAUUUGUCUGAUGAAAACAGUGUGGAUGAAGUAGAGAUUAGUGUGAGCCUUGCCAAAGAUGAGCCUGACACAAAUCUCGUGGCCUUAAUGAAGGAAGAAGGGGUGAAACUCCUAAGAGAAGCAAUGGGAAUUUACAUCAGCACCCUCAAAACAGAGUUCACGCAGGGCAUGAUCUUGCCUACAAUGAACGGAGAGUCAGUAGACCCAGCCGGGCAGCCAGCACUGAAAACUGAGGAGCGCAAGGCUAAGUCUGCUCCUUCAAAAACCCAGGCCAGACCUGUUGGUGUCAAAAUCCCCACUUGUAAGAUCACCCUUAGAGAAACCUUCCUGACAUCACCAGAGGAGCUGUAUAGAGUCUUUACCACCCAAGAGCUCGUUCAGGCCUUUACUCAUGCUCCUGCAAUGUUAGAAGCAGACAAAGGUGGGAAGUUUCACCUGGUAGAUGGCAACGUCUCUGGGGAAUUCACUGAUCUGGUCCCUGAGAAACUUAUUGUGAUGAAGUGGAGGUUUAAAUCUUGGCCAGAAGGGCAUUUUGCCACCAUCACCUUGACCUUCAUAGACAAGAAUGGAGAGACUGAGCUGUGCAUGGAAGGCAGAGGCAUCCCUGCCCCCGAGGAAGAGAGGACGCGGCAGGGUUGGCAGCGGUACUACUUUGAGGGCAUCAAACAGACCUUUGGCUACGGCGCACGCUUAUUUUAGGGCUGGCAGCAAGGGGCUGCCCAGUGCUUCGGUCCAGCCCUCUCCUGACUGGGGCUUGGGACUCACAGGAUUGCACCAUCCCAACCACUAACUUGGGGCUGGGGCCCCUUCCCUCCACGUAUAUCUUGGGUUUGUGCAUGUUUUCUGCUGGGUGGGAUCAGAGGGUGAUUUCUCUUUUAUGUGUACAUACGCUAAAUAAACGUAAUUUAAAAAACGUG